UUUUUUGGAUCACUCUUUCCUUUGGCUCAGAGAGGCAGGUUUAACUUGACGCCAUUUCGCUUUCUCGCUUCCUCCCUCUCCCCUUCCCCCAUUUUUUACUAUCUGUUCGUUUUUUUUUAAUUUUUGUCACUCUGUCUCUCCUCUUUCCGCCUUCUUAUUUACAUUAUCUGUUUCCUUUUUCCGUGUCGCGCGUGUAGACCAGAAAGGAACAAAGGAGCGCGUAUAGACAAAGACUUCGGCAGCACAGAACCAACCCACAACGAAGGCCCAAAGGACAUGAUCUCGCCGUCUGAGCUACGGGCGGUAACAGAGGACAUAAAGCGGGUUGCACUGGCAGCCUCGUCAACAACAUCAGCACUGUCGUCGUCGUCAGAUGAGGAUCAGACGGAGAACACCUUUGCGCCGCGCGAUUACGAUAUCGAUCGGUUACAUGCAGACGAUGCGCGGGAUAAGGUGUUUGUGGCCAUUCUCAAGGCGCUGGUGGCACGCAACAACAAGCCCAGCUCGCCAAAGGAACUGGCUACAUGUAUCAUGAAACACGAGUUCACGCUGCUAGGUGGAGCAACCCCCUACGCGACGGUCUCAUCGCGGAUAUCGCAGCACUUUAAGCGGAUUCUGGAACACGUUCCGCCACGACCUCCAAUUCUGGGCCGGGUGGCUCACGAAAAGCACACACGCAAAUACUUUUACUAUGUGGCAUCGGGCACCGAGCAGGACGAAUUCCUGCGGCAUGUCCAGGAGGGCAUCAUUCCGACGCAGGCCACACCGAGCGCAUCGCGGCGAUCCAAAUCAGCAAAGAAGACCCGGUGCAUGGUCCCUGCCGUAGCCGUCGAGCCAGCGCUUGCGGCUGCGGCCGCUGCCAAGCGGCGGAAUCGCAGGGCCGUCAGCGCCGAUGACACGUCGGCCAUGCGCGUGGCAGACACCAGCAAUCCGCCAAAGCAGUCGUGUCCAGGAGCCAGCCCCGCGGUUAACCAUAGGCCGGUCCAGCACAGGGCGGCCCCGGCGAACAUCAUACAGCGGCGACGGCGGCGACAGCACCAGCGAUAGCGGCGACGAUGCAGACAGCAGUAGUAACCCCUAUGCACGCAAGCGCUACAAAUCGGUCCGCUCUGCAGUUUCACAGGCAUACCCACGCCGCAGAUCGCGCCUGGCAGACGAGCGGCCAAUCGUAAGCGGACUUCGUGCCAGGCGAUCU
Molecule: messenger RNA, 1195 nt
Organism: Linderina pennispora
Lineage: Eukaryota; Fungi; Kickxellomycota; Kickxellomycetes; Kickxellales; Kickxellaceae
Exons: 2
Coding region: 277-1047 (256 amino acids)
Source: RefSeq, a predicted model, not a curated record